Messenger RNA from Cuscuta epithymum, 1838 nucleotides. NCBI's taxonomy places the organism in Eukaryota, Viridiplantae, Streptophyta, Magnoliopsida, Solanales, Convolvulaceae. The record is from the annotation of a GenBank genome assembly.
UGCCAACUACCAUUUGCGUCGAAUCAAUGACUACCAACAGCUUAACUUCGGUUGUUCUGGCCCUGCCAUGGCUUCUCGCCGCCAUAGCCUUGCUCGCCAAAAUACACCAAACACGAAAACGGAAAACUCCCCCAGGUCCACGGCCAUGGCCGAUCAUUGGCAAUUUGCACCUCCUCAGCUCCCUCCCACACCAAUCCUUACACUCACUCUCCCAAAAGUACGGAGACUUGAUGCUCCUCAAGUUCGGCUCCACCCCUGUUCUGGUUGCCUCAUCUCCCGAAACAGCCGAGCUUUUCCUGAAAACCCACGACGCCGCCUUCGCCUCUCGGCCCGCCACGGCGGCGGCCGCGCACACCUUUAACGGCUCCGACCUGACCUGGUCUCCUUACGGGCCGUGGUUGCGCCAGGGGCGGAAGAUUCUCCUCUCCGAAUUGUUCACGCCUCGGAAGCUCGACUCGCUCGAGUACAUCCGCGUUGAGGAAGGGGCGGCUCUUAUUUCCGGCCUUAAUGCGGCGGCGGCGACGCCGGUGUUGCUUAGAGACCAUUUGGUGAGCCUGACCUUGUCCAUUUCCAUGAGGGUAGUUUCAGAUAACAAACUGCACGGCGUCAAAGAUGGCGGCGGCGACGAAACGUCAAAGACGACGGCGCUGAUGAAGAAAGUGAGUGGGCUUCUUGAUGAGUGGUUUCUGCUGAGUGGGGUGAUCAAUGUUGGGGAUUGGGUGCCGUGGCUGAGCCGCUUUGACCUGCAGGGGUAUGUGAAGAGAAUGAGAGCGCUCAGCCAUGAGUACGAGCAGUUUCUGGACUCUGUGAUUGAAGAGCACGGGGCGGGGGCGGCGACGAAAGGCGGCGUUGACCGGAAGAAGCGGGAUUUGGUGGAUGCAUUUUUAGAGCUAGCUGAUGCUCCGAAUCGAGACCCAGAAGUCGCCCUCACCCGCCAUCGCAUCAUGGGGCUAAUACAUGAUGUGUUGGGUGGUGGCACUGAUACAUCAGCAGCAGCGGUGGAAUGGGCGUUUCAAGAAUUGAUUAGGAAACCAGAUGUAAUAGAAAAGGCAAACGCAGAGAUGGAUAGAGUGAUUGGCAGAGGGAGAUGGGUUGAAGAGAAAGACUUCUCCCAAUUGCCUUAUAAUGAAGCCAUCAUCAAGGAAACAUUUAGGUUGCAUCCACUUUGCACACUACUUCCACCCCAUUGCUCCAUGGAAGAUUGCAGCCUCGACGGUUACGAGGCAGUCAAAGGAACGAUUGCCCUCGUCAAUGUCUGGUCUAUUGGAAGGAACCCAAAGUAUUGGUACAGAGCUGAGGAGUUCCUGCCUGAGAGGUUUUUGGAGAAAGAUAUUGACACGAAAAGACUAGAUUUUUCACUUCUACCUUUUGGGUCAGGGAGGAGAAAGUGCCCUGGGUAUAGCCUUGGAAUGAAGAUUGUGCGGGCAACUUUGGCCAAUUUAUUGCAUGGCUUUAACUGGAAACUAGCAGGAGAGAUGAAGCCUGAUGAUGUGUCUAUGGAAGAGGUUUAUGGCUUGACCACUCACCCAAAAUUCCCACUGUCUUUCAUCAUUGAACCAAGGCUUCCUGCACAUCUUUACUAAUUAAUCUAUAUCAAAGCUUUUUUAAAGCUAUUGAAUAAUAUACAUUGAAGAGAUUUAAUGUAUUGAAUGAUAGGUUUUAGAGAUUUGGUACAAUUUAUGUUGUUGCUUGGAAAAAGCACACAUGAGGGGAAUGUAUGUAACAAUAAUAUCACCUUUAUUAUCUUGAUUAUGUGAAUUAUGGGUGAAAUAGAGAUAAUCUCACAUUGUAUCUGAUUUCAUUUAAAAGAGACAACUAUGUAGUUGUUAACUUGUUAU